AUACCUAUUCUUUGUUCAGGGGUUGUGAGUUGUACUUGUAUUGGGUAUUGCAAUGAUUUAUUGAUUUUUAAGUGAAAUUGAAUUAAUUCCUUUUAUAUCUUUUAAUAAAACAUGUCAAAUAGAAAUAAAGUUUUAGAUAAUGCAAGCAAAUGUAAAGUUAGUGAUCCGGCAUGGAAAAAAGCACUUACUAAAAACGCUGAAUGGCCCGAUAAGGAGGAAUUCCUAGACGUUAUAUACUGGAUGCGACAGGCGAUAGGUAUUAUUUUAGGUCUAUGUUGGGGACUGUUGCCAUUAAAAGGAUUUAUAGGUUUAUUAUUAUUUGUGGUUGUGAAUGCUGCUGUAAUUUAUUUUUAUGUAAGCAAUGUACAAAAUAUAGAUGAAGAAGAAUAUGGGGGGAUGUGGGAGAUAACAAAAGAAGGUUUCACAACAUCCUUUGCUGGUUUCUUGGUGACAUGGAUCAUUAUGUACACAGGAUUACACAACAGUAGCAGCUUAUGAGGUUAAUAAAUGCACAAAAAGUGCCAACCAAACUCAACUUAAGUGGGACUUCCUAAGUACAUAAGAUAUUUAUGUGGUGUAUUUUUAAUUUUUAUUGAAAUUGGUCUACACAUAAUAAAAUUAUAAAUAAGUUGGAAUGUUACUCUUGAAUCUAAUAAUCAGUUAUUACAUGUUAUGUAUGUUGUUCCAAGUUAAAGAACAAUUUUGAAUUAAUAAAAUAUAUUCAUAAUUGUAAAAUACAGCUACAUUAUUCAUUAUUUUUAUCUUGCAUUUAAGAUGGACCAAAUCUAUGAUAUUAUGAUAGAUCCAUACUCAUUUUUAUAGAAGAUAUAUUUUAGUGUAAGAACUCCUUACUAAGAAUAUCCUGAUAAUUUUAAAUUGCGAUCAGAAAAUUAAAUACUAAUUGACAGCUUUAUUGAAAGUUCUAAUAAUUUUAAUUUUUAUCCAAUGCUUAUAAUAGUUUUAAAGUAAAAAAUAUGAGUAUUCUACCAUCUAAAAAUACUAUGCUAAUUUUAUUUCUAACUUGGAAAGUUAGCUAAAUUCUCCAACUUUAAUAAAGAAUGGGCAAAGUGGUCUCUUAAGUUGUUUUAUAUUUAAGUAAAAUAAUUGUUACAUUUUAUUUAAAACAUAGUAUAUUAAAUUUUAUUUGCAUUGUGAAAUAAUAGUUUAUCAUGUUUGUAAUGCCUUUGCAUGUGAGGAAUGAUGAUACAAUUACAUUGUUUUGAACAAAUAUAGUUGAUUUGUUA
Molecule: messenger RNA, 1244 nt
Organism: Leptidea sinapis
Lineage: Eukaryota; Metazoa; Arthropoda; Insecta; Lepidoptera; Pieridae
Product: respirasome Complex Assembly Factor 1
Exons: 4
Coding region: 112-498 (128 amino acids)
Biological process (GO): mitochondrial respirasome assembly
Source: RefSeq, a predicted model, not a curated record